AUGUAUGGUGGAGAUGAUAGUGAAAAUGCAAGGAUAACAAGAUUCAAAUAUCACUUGUCAAGAGAACAAGGGAAUGAUAUAAAAGCUCGUCCUCAGGUACCAGAUGAUGUACAAGCUUUGACUGUUUCUAUGAUAAAUGAGAUUCUUGUUCAUGUCAUUGAGGAGUUAGGACCACAAAAUAUUGUUUAUCUUGUGACUGACAAUAGAUCAAAUUAUGUACUUGCUGGUGAUCUAAUAGAAUCGAGAUUAUCUCAUAUUCAUAAAACAUGGUGUGCUACCCAUGGGUUGAAUUUGCUUCUAGAAGACAUUGAUAAAGAUAUCAUUUGGGUACAAAAUGUCAUCAAGGAUGCUAAGCUAAUAGUGAAUUUUACGUAUCGGUAUACCAUUAUUUUAGAUUUGAUGAGAAAGAACACUAAUGGAAGGGAAUUGGAAAAGUAUGGUAAAACUAGAUUUGCCAUUAACUUUUUGAUGAUUCAAACUGUAUCACAAGUAGAAGAGGUUUUGAGAGUGAUGGUUGCAUCCUCUGAGUGGAGAGCUAUGAAUUAUAGCAAGAGUAAACAUGAUACAAAACUCAUAGAAUAA
Messenger RNA from Amborella trichopoda, 582 nucleotides. NCBI's taxonomy places the organism in Eukaryota, Viridiplantae, Streptophyta, Magnoliopsida, Amborellales, Amborellaceae. The record is from RefSeq and is a predicted model, not a curated record.